AAACCCCGUCUGAAACUGGCUGAAGGCUGUUUCACCUCUCUAAAAGACAUCCCCUCCAGGGUGGUCAAAUGAGUGAUCUCGUGGAAGAAAACUGCGAGAAAAGCUAUUCUUCCCAGGAAACAUCUGCAGAAAAAAAUGUGUCUCCUGAUGAGGACUGCUCAAUAAGACAUAAAAAAUUGCAAAAACUUGAGAAACAAUUAAAAUGCUUAGCCUUUCAAAAUCCAGGACCUCAGGUAGCUGACUUCAAUCCUGAAACUAGACAGCAGAAAAAAAAAGCAUGCAUGUCACAGAUGAAACAAAAUUUUUUUUAUGAGUCCAAAUUUACAAAGAAGUAUGACAAAUAUGGCAGGCUGCUUUUCAAUGACAUAGAUUUAUGUGAUUGCCUGGAAAUGGACUGUCUGGGUUGCUUCUAUCCUUGCCCCAAAUGCAACUCAAACAAAUGUGGACCAGAAUGUCGCUGCAAUAGAAAAUGGGUUUAUGAUAUGAUUGAGACUGAAGCUGGGGAUGUGAUCAGUGAGCUACCAUUUUUUGUCCCUGACUGAUAAUGUUCUGUUAGUUUUUGUGCCUGAACAUUAUUCUUUUUUCUUCAUGUUUUAUUAAAGUAAAUCACCACCUGGCA
This is a messenger RNA of Vidua chalybeata, 619 nucleotides long. It is a transcript of the gene ARL14EPL, whose product is annotated as ADP ribosylation factor like GTPase 14 effector protein like. NCBI's taxonomy places the organism in Eukaryota, Metazoa, Chordata, Aves, Passeriformes, Viduidae. The transcript has 4 exons. The record is from RefSeq and is a predicted model, not a curated record. Bases 69 to 542 code for a protein of 157 amino acids.